AGUGGCACCACGCGUGUUUGUUUUGACAGGUGUGCUUCCCAGAUAUCGGUACAUAAAAAAUGAAGUGGGAUUUCGUUCUGUAUUUACGAAGUUGGAUAGGGUUCGUAGGGCUUAUGGCUAUUGGAAAUACCAUUCAGUGCUUUUGGGAUCAUCAGUUCCUUGCCAGCAGACUGUACAAUGGGGCUCCUAGCUCUGUAAAUGGCCUGGCAGCUCGCUUGUUUGGAGUCUGGACACUUUUGGCUGGCAUUCUUAGGAUAUGGUGUGCAAUAUUCACAUACAAUCGACCGUUGUAUGAUUUGACACUGUUCUCCUUUGUCCUAGCCUUUUUGCACUUUUCAUCAGAGGUGUUCAUCUUUAAAACAGCUCACCUAAGUGUAGGUGUUAUGGCCCCAUUAAUUAUAUCUGGGAUUUCAUUUGUAUUGAUGGCAGCUGGAUAUGUUCCCAUUUUUGGCUCUGCUGUAGAAGAAAGCAAGCAAGAUGAUGCAGAGGAGUUCAAAGACUUCUUGAAAACAUUUAAAUCGCAGUCAAGAACGAAAAAAUCCAGUUGAUAUCUGUAUAUCUAGCCAUGACGUGUUUUGAACAAUUUUGGUGAAAACGGGAAUAACCUUGCCUUGCUGCGAUGCCAGUGCAUAAAAUAGACCAACAGAAUCAAAACUUAUAAGCUAUACAUUUCAUUUAUUCUUCUGAUGCACAUACCAUUAACUUUCAAUUGGUGCCCUUAAAAAUAUGUACAAAAAUUUCUAAAUAAUCUAAACAAAGUUUUUAUGUGCAAAAUUUGUUAUGCCUUAUACUACCUGAGAUAACUGCUGCCUUGGAAUAAGAAUUAUCAGUAAUGGAUCCAACAUAUUAUCACUUACAACAUUCCUUCCAGAAUUGAAGUUUGGUCAACUUUUACAAAAAUCCCUGUCAAAAUGGGCACAUGUAGAUGUAUGAUUGAAUAAUUAAUUGAAUGUAAAUAAAUGCCAACUACUGGCGAAAUAAAAAUAAGUAUAAUUCAUUGCAUCUUAUGCAGUUAUAGAAUAUACACAGGUUUAUCUUAUUUGACAGCCAUUCACUCAAGUUAAAACAACCAUUUACAAAUUAUAUUUUUAUACAUCAAACGCAAAAAUUCA
Lingula anatina is the source of this 1112-nucleotide messenger RNA. RefSeq names its product ergosterol biosynthetic protein 28 homolog. Lineage: Eukaryota; Metazoa; Brachiopoda; Lingulata; Lingulida; Lingulidae. Gene Ontology annotation, molecular function: protein-macromolecule adaptor activity. The record is from RefSeq and is a predicted model, not a curated record. Gene Ontology annotation, cellular component: endoplasmic reticulum; membrane.